AUGUCUCAAUCCCAAGCAUCUGAGAGUCAAUAUACAGGAUCCCAGUACGCUAAUUCAUUCAUUGAUCCAGACCUUCUGCAAUCAGAUGAUUUCCUAGACGCGCCUAGUAGUCAGAUUACAGCGCAAUCAACUCCUUUCUCUGAAUUUCCCCCUCCAACUCGAUAUCCUCACGCGCCCGAUUCACUUGCGCGUAUCGUCUGUAAGUCCCGCCAGCAGACCUAUAUUCUCUACAACAACGAUAAAAGCGAUCGAACAAUGGACGAAUCUCGGAAGCAGUUUGUGGAAUGGUGGUUGAUGACUGAGUUCGGCGCUAAGAAAGAGCUUCAGAAGUCUGUUCACUGGGAUAGUCAUCUCAAAAAGUCUGAUGUUUGGGAGUCAUUUGAUCAAGUUGCAAAUACGAAGACUGGCGAGCCUAAGGUUAUGUGUAAACGCUGUCAGAAUGUGAUCGUUCACCCAGGGGUUUACCGUGCUGGUCCGUCUCCGAUGAAGGCCCAUCUUACUAGUGCAGUCUGUGUUAAGCCACGGAAGACUGCAAAGCAAGGCAUUAACCAGUUACUACGAGAGAUGCCGCGUCAAAAGAACAAGCACGGAAUUCAGCCAGGCGACACUCCAGAAGAAGAUCCUCAAGUUCAUCACAACUACCCGUCUUCCAUUCCGCACUUUUGA
Penicillium brasilianum is the source of this 666-nucleotide messenger RNA. The record is from the annotation of a GenBank genome assembly. Lineage: Eukaryota; Fungi; Ascomycota; Eurotiomycetes; Eurotiales; Aspergillaceae.